Messenger RNA from Paramecium primaurelia, 398 nucleotides. Lineage: Eukaryota; Ciliophora; Oligohymenophorea; Peniculida; Parameciidae. The record is from the annotation of a GenBank genome assembly.
AUCAAAUUAAGGAUGAGCAUAAAUUAUGCCUGUAAUGUAUUUAAGCCAUAUUUAAAGAAUUAAGAAAAUCAGGUAGAAGACAAUCCGUAAAUACAGAUUUCAUGCAAUAUCACAAACUAUCUUAAGUAUAUAAUUGUGAAGUAUAUAAGGAUAAGACUUUUACAGAAUCCUUUCCCGUAUCGCUUUAAAGAACUAAACCUAACUUUAAGAAUCAAUUAUCUUAAUUAGAAUUGUAUUAUUGAUUAUAAUAAUAAAGUGAUGAUCAUUAAAUUGACUUCAAGAAUCAUCCAUUUACAUUUUAAGAUAAAAUCAAUUAGAAAACAGAAGUUACUAAAAAGAAAUUUAUAUUUGAUGAACAUUAAUCUACAAAAUAAGGAGAAUUUAAGAAUUUUAUGAGU